AAUGACCACUUUAAGAGUUCCUAAUGACUCAAAUGAACUUAAGAAGAAAAUAUCACAAUUGGAAGUCAUUUCUGGGAUGUGGGGGACAGUCAAUGUCAAGAUUCUUCAUCUGAAAAACAUUUAAGGGCUUUCUGGUUCUUUAUAGGCUGUUUGCUCAACCAUGAUGUUCUCCAGGAUUAUUAAGUCUUCAGUGUUUAACGAGCUUGAGGCAUCAAAGCCGCCUCAAGGAUCCCAAUAAUUCCUAUUUGCUUCUUCUCAACAAAUGGUAGAAGUCAAAAGUAAUAACGGAUAGGUUCUCACUUCGCUGUAUGUCAGGGAAAUACUACAGGAACUAAUAUGAGCUACACUGGAAUGACUGACAGUCACAAGGCAGUGUGACUGAAAACCAGUGAGUCAGUUGAGAACACAAGCACAGGAUCCUCAGUCAGUCCUUUGUUCAGCCUCGAAAACAGCAUGGAUGCCUGGUCAUUCUGCACAAUGGUCAAUCUACUGCUUUGUUUCGUGGAAGGCCUGAGUGCGGCUCCUAGCGACGAGGGCUGGUCCAUGAAGGUCCAAGCGGAGGUGCGCGCCAUGGAGGGCUACCCAGUGGUGCUGCCCUGCUCCUUCAGCCACCCCCACCACACACUCCAUUCCUCCCUGAAGGUGGUGUGGCGGCUCGGCCACGGCCAUGGCUCCACGGUGCUGUACCACUGCUCUUCCCCCACCGGGACCAGGGUCUGCCAGCCGGACCCCGAACAGGACCAGCGCUACCGCUUGGAGGGGAACCCCAGGGAGCACGACCUUUCCCUGCGCAUCAGCAGCGUCGGCCUGCAGGACAACGGUCGCUACUUUUGCCGCGUGGAAGCGCCGGGCCACCAACAUGCCAGCUACGAGGAUAAGAUGGGCACCCGGCUCAGAGUGGAGGCUGCCCCGCGGAUCCUGGGCCUGUCGGUGACGGGAAGCGAGGUCACUGGCUACAGGGCUCAGUGUCGCGUCCAGGGCUCCCCCCUGCCCGACAUCCAGUGGCUGGACCACAACAAGCUCCUGGACGGUUCCAACGUCUCUUGGCUCAUGCAGGUGUCCCCGGGUCAACAUCAGCACACCAGCCAGCUCCUGGAGGUACUCCCCGGGCAGCAGUACACCUGCACCGCCUCCAACCCUUUGGGUAAGGACCAGGCCACCCUGUACAUGUUGCCCCCCAGGCAGGUGUAUGUCUCAGGGGAUGGACCCCCUCUGCUGCUCCUGGUCUCCCUCUCCCUGGGGGCCAAGGUGCUGCUGCUGCUGCUGGCGGUGGGGGCUUGGCAGCUGCAGGGGGGCGGCCUGGCGUGGACCAGAUCCUGGUUCAAGUGACCCACUGUUCAAAUGCACAUGUGAGCUUGUACAUGCCAAACAGGUCUCUGUUCUUUUCCCUCAUCAUGUACCAAGAGCAUAUUCGUUUUUUCACAAAAGACGAGAAUCGAUAGACUGUAAAUCAUUUGUUUAUUGUAUGUGAAUUUAAGGGGUUGCUUGAAAUGUUGUAAUCAUUGAAUUAUUUGUCACAAAAUAUGGGAUAUACAAAAAGUGCUGUUCAUUUAAAGAUGUUUUU
Molecule: messenger RNA, 1564 nt
Organism: Esox lucius (northern pike)
Lineage: Eukaryota; Metazoa; Chordata; Actinopteri; Esociformes; Esocidae
Product: V-set and Ig domain-containing protein
Exons: 3
Coding region: 454-1329 (291 amino acids)
Biological process (GO): regulation of actin cytoskeleton organization; regulation of osteoclast development; regulation of bone resorption
Cellular component (GO): plasma membrane
Source: RefSeq, a predicted model, not a curated record